Molecule: messenger RNA, 3145 nt
Organism: Caenorhabditis auriculariae
Lineage: Eukaryota; Metazoa; Nematoda; Chromadorea; Rhabditida; Rhabditidae
Source: the annotation of a GenBank genome assembly
GAAGAGGAAGUUUGCAACCAAUGCCAAGCCACCGCCGCCCAGGCACACCAGUUCUUCGCCAGCCAGGAAUCCUUCAAGAGCGUUAGUUUAUCUUCUGUUUUCUGUAUUUUAUGGAGUAAACUUUUAAUUCAGAUUAUGUAAAAAGAAAGCACGAUUUUAGGCCAAGGCUGUUUUGGGCGAACACAUCUGCAGUGCCUUCGGAGCUCACAACAACGCUGUUGGUUUUUUCAGUAUUGAAAUAUUUUUCAACAGAAAAAAAUAUCUGUGAAGUUUAAAAUAAUCAGUUAAAAUCAUUGUAUGUUACCGGUUUUUAAAAUAGUUCAAUGGCGCUUGAGGAUUGACCCGAUUUCGACUAUUUUUAAAGUUAAUUUUAUAAAAAGUAUUUUCAGUGCAACGAGUUCGCAAACCUCGCCAUCCCGGCCGUUUUCGGUGAACUCGCCUUGAUCUUCGGCAACACUGCCGCGGUAUUAAAAUUCUACUUUUACUUUAAAAAAAAUCAUUUUUAGGCUUGCAACGACCUCGGAUUCUGCCGCACUGGUGGAGCCCCGGUAAGAAUAUUUUUCAUGUUCAAAAAACAAAUGUAUGUUUUCAGAUCAGCCGCCCAGUCAUCACUCAGCCUCUCGCUUCGAUCUGGCAGAAGGCCGGAACCGUUCAGGGAGGACAGGUGAAACAAAUUUCUCAAAGCUUCGAUUUAGACAUUUUGAUCUUCAAAAGGAUAGCAAAUCGUGUAAAUUUCAGCAAAUGAAGUGCAUAGAACAAAAAAAGAAGUAAGAACGAGAUAGAAUGCGAACUGAAGAGACGUCAGAACGGUUAGAAAGUCCUCGCUUCUCUGACGUCUCUUCAGGCUUCUGUUGAUCUCUCACUUCCGAAUUUCAGGAGCUAUUUUUUCGUUUUUUGGCUACAGUAAUCCUCAACGGUACCUUUCAGGAGGAGAGCUAGUUACCAAAUACUGAGCUUACUUGACUAGUGAUAUUCGAGUUAAAUUUCGAUUUUCUAGCAACUGAUGAGCUGCUUCGAGUGCACCCUUUCCGUCGACGCUCUUCUGGAAGAGAUGACCAACAACCGUGUUCGUUUUUUUCUUAUUUAAAGAAUAAUCCACUGAGAUGAGGCUUAAUCUAACGGAGACUUGAAAAUCAUCAGAUUAAAGAAUUUUUUCCGUCAUAUUUACCAGCGAGAUUCAUUUUCAGUUCUACUUUAAAAGUCUACCAAAGAAGUGAAAAAUACUCUUUGUUGUAGUAGAAAAUUAUACUGGAACUCUAAACUUGCGAAAAGUUUCAGUUCUUUAAGAAAAGGUGUAUCAAAAGAGUGAGGAUAACUUCUCCUUUCCAUCAAAAACAUUCGAAAGCUUUUCGUAACUUCUCUAAGAGUGGUCUAAAUGCUUUGAAACGUUGCAAGAAUAUAAUAUAAGAUCUAACGAUAAUAAUCAAAAAUGUUCCAGGUGAAACAGGCGGCUGACCUCCGCGACGUGAUCUGCCCCAAGUUCCCGUCGAACUGGACCCUCGGCUGCAACGACUUCCUCAACCAAUACCUUCCCACCGUCCUCGCCAUGACCUACGAACAGUUCGACGGAAAGGCCGUCUGCGCCAAGAUGCACACCUGCGAGAGCAAAGGUCUGGAAUCACCUUGCAAAAGCAACUGAAGGGAUCAAGCUUUUACACGGGCAAUGUCCAAAAGGUCUCAAAAAAGACUUUUGGAAAAAAGGCCCCUUUUUUCUAGACCUUUUUCAGAAAAGGACCUUUUGAGGUGCAGAAAAAAAAGGCGGAAAAAAGGUGGAAAAAGAAGAUUCCGACAAACUUUUGACACCUUUUUAGGAACUCAAAAAGGAGCUUUAGGCUUUUUUAAAGCCUUUUUAAGGUCUUUCUGACCUGUGUAAUGGAUCAUUUUGAAAAGGAGAAUUCCUUCUCACAUUCUGGAUUAAGAAUUAAUUUGUGCAUAACUCUCGCAAGAGAGUUGAUUUUUUUUGGCGGUUUUUUGGGAGUUGAAAGUCUGAAAAAUGCUUGUCCAUUUACCAAUUGAACAUCCUGAAACUCUUAACUUGGGAUUUUAAGGAAAAAGUAUUCAAAUGCCGCGUUCGAAGUAAUUUCGCGCAAAUCAAAGUCAUCUCGGACUCGCCAAAAAAUUUUUAUUUUUCUUACACCUGGAGGUUUUUUUUUGGAUUUUGCGUGAUCACUUUGAAUACGGCUAAGGUCCAAUAAGCAUAUUUGAGUGAUUUUUCGUGGUUUUUUUUUCGACUUCAGGAUGGCCGAAUUUUUAAAAAUGCAAAAUAAUCUAUUUUAUAGAAAAAUAAUGAAAAAGAGAUCCGAACUUCUUCAGGAACCUUCCCCGUCGCCGCCCAGACCAACACCAAGAGCCAGGGCUGCGCUUCGUGCUCCCACAUGCAAUCUUUCUUUGCUGUGAGUAAACUCCUUUCAAAAAAGGGGGAAAAAUUGGUUUAAAAGAAAGGGUGCAGAAAAAAUCGGAAAAAAAAAGGAAAAAAUUAGGAAAAAUUCUGGGACGAUUGAAGAAAAACUGAUUUUAGGAGAACGCCCUCGCCUUCCACGGACACGCCAUGGAGGCCAUUCGUGAGAACGUCUGCCAAGCUUUGCCUGUCUCUUACCACCGUCUGGUCCGUUUUUUAUCCAAAAAGAUGAAAAUUUUUAUUCUCAGUAUGAAACUUUAGAAAAAUUGAUAUAUGACAUAGAAGGACGUCUUAAAAUUAAGUUUGAGAUUUUUCAAAAAAAUUGGGUAGGUGAAAAAAAGAGCCUCAAGAUGGCUCUACUUUCAAAGUUUGUCCAAUCAUUUUCUGAAAACCAAGAAAAAAAGUUCAUCACAAUCAGCGCAAAAGUUUGGUUUUUUUCGAUAUUUUUUUCGUGUUUUUUAAUUUCGAAUUAUAAGUUUUAGGCCUGCAUCUGUUUUUUUGGCGGCUUUCAAAAUUAAUAUUUUAAAAAAAUACAAAGUUUGUUCAAUUAGCCAUCUUGAAGACAAUCAUCCACGUUUGAUUUUGAUUGGUUGAUCUUUUUUCCAGUGCACCCGCGUCGCGACGAACGUCAGCGGACGUCUCCUCAACGACUUCUCUCUGGCCGCCCGGAUGGGAGCUCUUUGCCCGGCGGUAAUCCUUUUUGAGAACCCAUUUCCUCUUCUAAAGAUGAGAAUUCAGGUCUGCUAA